This is a messenger RNA of Thelazia callipaeda (thelaziosis nematode), 720 nucleotides long. The record is from the annotation of a GenBank genome assembly. NCBI's taxonomy places the organism in Eukaryota, Metazoa, Nematoda, Chromadorea, Rhabditida, Thelaziidae.
AUGAAACGUGAAAUACGACAAGCAUUCAGUGCAGUACUUGAUAAGAACCUCUUGCCGCAAAUGUCUUCUUUCAAUUCUGCUUCGUUAAAUAUCCCAAAAUCUGAUAAACCCACAAAUCUUGAACAAACCUUACCGUAUCGGAGCAAACAAUUCGAUGAAUCUUUACCAUUACUUCAGCAAACUUCCCCAAGAGUUGGAGGAUCAGUGAUGGUUUACCAAAUUCGGUUCAGGCCACCUUUUACUUGGACUUAUAACUGUUUUUGUGAUUGCGAAGAAAACACAUUAUACGUACCGCGUGUUCCCGGGCAGCAAGUCAAUUUCACACAAGCCAAUAAAUACGUCAGAAAUCAAUUACGUGAAGCGGUCAGCGAAGCAUUCGAUUUAUUGCAAGUACGUCCUCAAGGGCUUAUUGUUACGACAAGUUUUUGGUCAUAUCCAGCAUUUAUUAUCAAUGAUAUCAAUAUUGUGAAAGCAAACUAUAUCAAAGGAAAAUACUUUUAUACGUUAGCAAAUAAUGCACUAUAUUUACGCUGCCGUGCGACAGAUUCCUCAACGUGCAUUAAUAAGGCAAACUAUAAACCAUUUAAUGAGAGAGCAACACUUACAGUGGACGUGCUAAACUCGCUUUCAGAGGAUCAAAAGAAGCUUCUUGGCGAGAUGAUACAGCAAGCCUUAGAGCAUCAGCAUGUUGCUUUCAUCUCACCUAUUCAGCUACUCUAA